Molecule: messenger RNA, 2453 nt
Organism: Melanotaenia boesemani (Boeseman's rainbowfish)
Lineage: Eukaryota; Metazoa; Chordata; Actinopteri; Atheriniformes; Melanotaeniidae
Product: filensin
Exons: 8
Coding region: 1-1980 (659 amino acids)
Biological process (GO): lens fiber cell development
Cellular component (GO): intermediate filament; cytoplasm
Molecular function (GO): structural constituent of eye lens
Source: RefSeq, a predicted model, not a curated record
AUGUUCAGGACCAGCUACAAGCACGAGGUGCACAAGGCAAAAUAUGAGUGCUCAGACACCUUGGAUGAGGGAAAUGAGGACUCUGAAAGCUCUGCGGGCAUUUCAGCCAUCCAGGGAUGGGAGAGCCUUCAGGAGCUCAACAGCCGCUUUGCCCGAUACAUCAACAGAGCACGAGUGCUGGAGCAGCGCAACGCUGUGUUCCGCAAGCAGCUGGAGACACUGCAGCGAAUGGAAGAAGCCAGUGGCCUGGAGGAGGCCUUCACAGAGCAGAUAAAUGUUAACAGACAGCGUAUCAGAGAGCUGAACUCUGACCGUGCCAAGCUGGAGCGAGAGCUAAAGGAGGCUUGCCGCAUGCUGGAUGAAUUCACCAGCAAAUAUAAAAAUGAAUGUGAUUAUCAAGAGCGGCUGCGAGCUACAUUGGAAAAUUUAAACAAGGAAGCAGAUGGUGCUCUACUGAGAAAUUUGGAGUAUCAGAUCCUGUCUCAGUUCCUGCAGGACGACAUCAAUUCUACCAGAGACAGACAUAAAAAGAACCUUGCAGAGAUCCAAACCUAUGUGAACAUUUUGCAGCAAAUCAACCAGACACUGCCGCUUCUUCCCAGUGUGUCAGUUGGCAUCUCCGAGGAGCAGGAGAAGUUGCUGGCUCAGAGGAAAGUGCCUGGCCUGCAAAGUCAGCUGGAGGAUUACAAGAGUGCCCUCUGUCAGCUGCAAGCCCAGAAACAGCGCCUACAGGCUGAGACUUCAAUGUUGGAACAGUCCAUCAAAAACACACAGGAUAGCUACGACAAUGAGAUCCAAAUGUACAAUGAGAAAAUCGAAUCCCUACGAAAGCACAUCGAGGAAACUGAGACAUCCCUGGAGAAAUUCACCAGUGAAUGUCGCCACCUGGCCAUGUACCAGACAUCUCUUGAGAAUGAGCUGGAGAGGUACAAGAGGAUCAUUGAGAACGAAGACAAUAGGUUGAAUUCCGCAAUUAUUGGGACUCCCAUUACCCUGUUUACCAGCAAUUACCGCUCCACUCAUACACCCACCCCAUCAAGCAGGGGUAGAGAUAUCACUCAGGCUAUCCAAGAUAUCACAAGCAUCAAGCCCCGACAGAAGAUACUUGCUAAAAAGGUCCCGAAGAAGAAAGAACUGACCCCAAAAGAUGUGAUUGACAAUGGCAAAGAGGAAAGAAAUGAUGGAGCCAGUGGAGAGGCUGGAGAUGAAGAAAUGAGGGGAACCCCAUCUGAGGAAGUACAGGAGGAGAGGGUGAAGAGAAAUGAGCAGGGACCUAUUUUGACUGGAGUGUCUCCACAAGAUGUCCCAGAUGGAGCUCAGAUUAGCAAAGCAUUUGACACUCUUUGUAACAUUGUCAGAGACAGAAUGAGGAAAUAUAAGAGGCCCGAGCCAAUCGCUGAUUUUUACACCAAAGGUCGUUAUGUCCUUGUUACCGGUGAUGGCAGCUUCCUGGAUCCCUGCUUCUACACCUCUACACCAUCAGCUGGCCAUGUCGUUGUCACUAUCAGAGAUGGAAUGAAAUGGCCAUAUGACCCUUAUGGAUAUGACACACCUACUCCUCCACCCCCUCAACCCAUGAUUGACCCCAGGCCUCCCAGUCCCACCCCGCCCUCUGAUGGUGAAGGAAAGGAUGACACCAAGGGUGGGAGAGCUAAGGAUAAUGGAGGAAAAGGUAAACAUGAUAAUGGGGAGCCUCAGCCUUACUCAAAGAGUCCAAGCCCUGUGCCUCCGCCAUCUGGCCCAAGCUCUCAAGAUCCUACCCCUCCAAAGCCUGCUCCUCGUGGAGCCAGCACCAGUUCAGAUUCUAGCACUAGCACCACCAGCUCUAGCAGCUUCUCCCCAAAUGCCAUGAGCUAUGAGAAGCUGGAGGUUGUAGAGUCUGUGGAGAAGUUCUCUGGUGGUCGUAAAGUUAAGGGUUAUGAGGAGACCUCAGUUGUGGUGGAGACCAUGAUUGAGAAGUCCAGCAAGAAGAAACACUGAAACCACAUCGACUCAAGCACAGUCCAGGCCUUCUAACAAGAAGAUAAAACUGAUGUUGGUAUCAGAUUAUUCUGAUUUGUUCCUCAAAGCCUUGUGGUAACACUAAUCAUUUUGUCUCGUAGGGAGACCAAUCAUGCUUUAAGACCAAAAAGCAUUCCUGAUAAUCUGACAUUUAUAGCUCUUCCAUUUGCUUGCGGUCACUGGUCUUGUUUCCAGAACAUGUUUGCUAGCUUCCUAAGUGCUACUGAUGUUGUUCGACUUUCACCCAUGCUCAUGCUAUGAGUCCUUUACUGUCUGAAAACUUGGGACGAGAAAAAACUAAGUUCUAUGCCACCAUGAAAGAUAAGAAACAAUAAGUAAAAAAUAAUAAAAAAAAAUAAAUAAAUAAAAACUUUGAAGUUGUGCUGCCCUUCUGAACGCCAGAAAUCUAACAUUUCCCCUUUAAGCUCAUUUGUUUAAUUGGAUUCCACUGC